Molecule: messenger RNA, 1068 nt
Organism: Quercus lobata
Lineage: Eukaryota; Viridiplantae; Streptophyta; Magnoliopsida; Fagales; Fagaceae
Product: kelch domain-containing protein 4-like
Exons: 12
Coding region: 1-1011 (336 amino acids)
Molecular function (GO): protein binding
Source: RefSeq, a predicted model, not a curated record
AUGGAUAAGCUAAACAUAAAUCCUUUGAAAGAGAUAGAAUUGAUCCUUUAUAGGGCUGAAUUCUACAAUGGCAACAAGACAUUUUUCUAUGGUGAUCUUUACCGGUGUGAUGUGGAAAAGCAGGAAUGGAAGUUAAUUACAAGCCCUAAUAGUCCACCUCCUUGUAGUGCUCAUCAAGCAGUUGCUUGGAAGAAUAAUCUCUAUAUCUUUGGUGGUGAGUUUACAUCCCCAAAUCAAGAGUGGUUCCAUCACUACAAGGACUUUUGGACGUUGGAUCUGAAAACAAACCAAUGGGAACAGAUAAAUCUAAAAGGUUGCCCUAGCCCACGCUCAGGUCAUCGAAUGGUUUUAUACAAGCACAAGAUUAUCGUUUUCAGUGGAUUCUAUGACACUCUUAGAGAAGUGAGGUAUUAUAACGAUUUGUAUGUAUUUGGCCUGGAUCAAUACAAGUGGCAAGAAGUAAAGCCUAGUCCUGGAUCCAUGUGGCCAAGUGCUCGUAGUUGUUUUCAGUUUUUUGUUAACCAAGAUGAGAUUUUCUUAUAUGGUGGCUAUUCCAAAGAAGUUUCAUCUGAUAAGAGCAGCUCUGAGAAAGGAAUUGUUCAUUCAGACAUGUGGUCACUUGAUCCUACAACUUGGGAAUGGAACAAGGUUAAGAAAAGUGGGAUGCCUCCUGGGUCAUGUGCUGGCUUUACCAUGUGUAUUCAUAAGAGGCGGGCCUUGCUAUUCGGUGGUGUGGUGGAUAUGGAAGUUCAAGGUGAUGUUAUAAUGAGCUUGUUUCUGAAUGAACUUUAUGGCUUCCAGAUAGACAGCUAUCGGUGGUAUCCAUUGGAGCUAGGAAAGGAGAAGUCAACGAAAGAUAAGGCGUCGGAAUCUGAAUGGGUGGAAGCUGAGGAUGAAGAUGAUAGUGAAGAUGACGAUGAGGAUGGCAACAGUGACAAGACUACUGAUGAUGAUGUGGAGGUGCAUCAAAUUUUCCUCAUUCAGCAAAAGAUAGUUGUGUUGUUUUUGUAGUUUAGGCAUGCACCCUCUUUAACUUGUUAGCAGCAAGAUUGAACCCUUAGUUUUUCC